Molecule: messenger RNA, 1479 nt
Organism: Sungouiella intermedia
Lineage: Eukaryota; Fungi; Ascomycota; Pichiomycetes; Serinales; Metschnikowiaceae
Source: the annotation of a GenBank genome assembly
AUGGGCCUCCUCAAGGUUGCGGCCACUCUCGUGGCAUUAACCAUGAUUCGCUCCAAUAAUCCACUCCAAACGUCUGCAGCCUUCGGUCUAUUAGGCUAUACUAUUACCACGUAUCUCAUUCCCAGAUUAGGUGAGAGUUUUAUGAGAGUUGGUCUCAAGGGCCGAGAUCUUCUGAAACCGCCGCCAGUGGAACCCAUUCCAGAGUCUAUGGGAGUUGUAGCUGCGGUUACCUAUAUGAUUUUGAUUGUCUUGAUCAUACCUUUCGUUUUUUUUAAGUACUUGGUGUCUUUUCUGUCUCUCUCAGAUGACAAAAACAUGUCAGCCAUUUAUCAAGAUCAAUAUCAGUCAGUUGAAAACAAUCACUUAUUUCCACACAAUAAGUUGGCUGAAUUCUUGAGCGGCUCAUUGUGUUUACUAAGCACUAUUUUGUUGGGUUUCUUUGAUGACUUGUUCGAUAUUAGAUGGAGACACAAGUUCUUUUUACCGGCUGUGGCAUCUUUGCCUUUGCUUAUUGUGUACUACGUGGAUUUCAGUGUAACAUCUGUGGUGAUUCCGAAUUUUGUUACCAACAAUAUUUUUGGUGAACUUUUCAUAGAGUACUUCUCUUGGUUUGUGCAUUCUUUUAACACUUUAGUGACAUUUGUCACUGGUUUGAGGUUCAACACUUUGGCAAGUGACUACAAAAUUGAGUCCAGCUCCCCACCUAAAUUGCUUGAUUUGGGUAUUUUUUAUUACGCUUACAUGUCUGCCUUGUCUAUAUUCUGUCCCAAUUCAAUCAACAUUCUCGCAGGAAUCAACGGUCUUGAAGUGGGACAAUCCAUUGUUUUGGCUGUUAUCUUUUUGGUUAACGAUUUGUGCUACUUGUUCACUCGUUCAAUCUCCCAAGCAGCACUCGACUCGCAUAUGCUCUCUUCCAUCUUUAUUCUUCCGUUCUUGGGAGUUUCUAUUGGACUUUUCCAGUUCAAUUUCUACCCAGCGAGGGUUUUUGUGGGAGACACUUACUGCUACUUCAGCGGAAUGGUGUUUGCAAUUGUUGGUAUACUUGGUCACUUUUCGAAGACUUUGCUCAUAUUCUUCCUUCCUCAAAUCGUUAACUUCAUUUAUUCCGUUCCUCAAUUGUUUAACAUUGUUCCAUGUCCCAGACACAGAUUGCCUCGUUUCAACGUUGAAGAUGGACUCAUGUAUCCAAGCUUUGGACCAUUGAAGACCGAAUACAAAAUAGGAACCAAAUUAAUAUCGCUUAUGGCAUUUUUUGGGUUGAUCGCCGUCAAAAGAAACAAGAAGAAUGAAAUCACAGAAUUCUCGAAUUUGACUAUCAUUAACUUAACCUUGGUCUGGUAUGGACCUAUGAGAGAAGACAAGUUGUGUCUCAUGAUCAUGGGUGUUCAAUUGAUUGUGGGGCUUUCGAUGAUCGUGGUACGCCACACUGUCGGUCCCUGGAUGUUUGGGUACGAUAACUUAUCAUGGGGCGUAAAAUAG